Messenger RNA from Trichosporon asahii var. asahii CBS 2479, 636 nucleotides. RefSeq lists its product as uncharacterized. The record is from RefSeq and is a predicted model, not a curated record. Gene Ontology annotation, cellular component: cytoplasm; nuclear exosome (RNase complex). The coding region runs from base 1 to 636 and encodes 211 amino acids. Gene Ontology annotation, biological process: RNA processing. NCBI's taxonomy places the organism in Eukaryota, Fungi, Basidiomycota, Tremellomycetes, Trichosporonales, Trichosporonaceae. The transcript is spliced from 4 exons.
AUGUCCGCACCGCUACUCCUCCCGGGACAACCGCUACCAGCAGCAUUCACAAUACCUCCAGUGCCGCAGUGCGGUCCAGGCUGUUAUGAGAGCCAGGGCCGUAUUCUCGCCAGCAUUGUCGGGCGGCCACACCGCGAUGGAGCAGUCGUCAGCGUCAUUGGCAAGGCCGAGGCGGGUGUAGUGCCAGAAAUCGGGAGCAUUGUUGGUUACCCUCUCCUGGUUUGCGCGGCGAGCUCUAACACCCAGAUUGCGCGCUUGUCACCGCAGCAGGCGCACGUCGUGAUUCAGAUCGUCAACGACCGCCCCGUCGCCGACUCUACAGAGGAGCUGACAGGCGUCGUCAAGAUGGGCGAGUGCUUCCGCCUCGGCGACAUUGUCAAGGCCAAGGUCGUAAGUCACGCCCUCGUUCUGUUCUGUAGCUCACCCCAGCUCUCCCUCGGCGACGCCCGCAGCUACUACCUCUCCACAGCCGCCAACGAGCUCGGUGUCGUGUACGCCACCUCCGAGGACGGUGAGCACCCCCCUUCCCAGCCAGUACCGCUGACCACCAGGCAACCCGCUCCUUCCCAUCUCGUUCCAGGAGAUGGAGGACCCCCAGACGGGCCGCACAGAGCGGCGCAAGGUCGCCAAACCUGA